UGUGGCCAAUCCUCAUUGUGGGUAGCUUCACAUUAGGUGUCUCGACUCUCACACCGCAGUUGCUACUCGCUGUCAUUUGCAUUAAGACAGAGGGCAACGCGGCAGAACAGACUUGGUUAGGAAACAAACACCGCUUACAAGUGAAAACCAAAGGCCCCCUGAAAAAAGUUUUCCUGUGGAUUAUUUGACUGCAGUUUGGUUGAAGUGAAAGGAGUCUCCAUCCCACUCUGAUUGUUUUGGAGAGACAGGCGAGUUGUGUGCUAAAGGACUGCGAUGCAUCGCUUAAGGACUUGCGCUGCCCGGCUGCGGCCGCUGACAGCCUCUCAGACUGCUCAGAACUUUUCACAGCAGAGGCGUGUGGCCGUACCAAGGACUUUUCAGCCAUUUAGGUGCUACACCGCGCCUGUGGCUGCCGAGCCUUUCCUCAAUGGAACAAGCUCCAAUUAUGUGGAGGAGAUGUACUAUUCAUGGCUCGAGGACCCCAAGAGUGUUCAUAAGUCUUGGGACGUUUUCUUUCGCAAUGCCAAUGCAGGUGCUCCCCCGGGCAUGGCCCACCAGAGCCCUCUGAGCCUGGCCGGUCUCCCUCAAGCCCAGUCUUUGGCAGGGGCUCAGCCCAACGUGGAGAAGCUGGUGGAGGAUCACCUGGCUGUCCAAUCCCUCAUUCGUGCCUACCAGAUCCGUGGGCACCAUGUUGCUCAGCUGGACCCUCUGGGGAUUAUGGAUGCCGAUCUGGACUCUCACGUCCCCAAUGACAUUAUAACGUCCUCGGAUAAACUCGACCUGGCAUUGUUCAAGGACCGUCUCAGUAUUCUAACUGUCGGAGGCUUUUAUGGACUGGACGAGUCGGAUUUGGACAAAGUGUUCCGCCUGCCUACCACCACCUUUAUUGGGGGCACUGAGACUGCCUUGCCCUUGAGGGAGAUAAUCCGCCGCCUGGAGAUGGCCUACUGCCAGCACAUCGGGGUUGAGUUCAUGUUCAUCAAUGACCUAGACCAGUGCCAGUGGAUCCGGGAAAAGUUUGAGAAGCCCGGCGUCAUGCAGUUCACCCUGGAGGAGAAGAGGACCCUGCUGGCCCGCAUGGUUCGCUCCACCAGGUUCGAGGAGUUCCUCCAGAGGAAGUGGUCGUCAGAGAAGCGCUUCGGCCUGGAGGGCUGCGAGUCUCUGAUCCCCGCCCUCAAGACCAUCAUCGACAAGUCCAGUGAGAAGGGUGUGGAGAACGUCGUCAUGGGCAUGCCACACAGGGGUCGUCUGAACGUGCUGGCCAACGUCAUCCGCAAGGAGUUGGAGCAGAUCUUCUGCCAGUUUGACUCUAAGCUGGAGGCUGCUGAUGAGGGCUCUGGUGAUGUCAAGUACCACCUGGGGAUGUACCACAGGAGGAUCAACCGUGUGACGGACCGCAACAUCACUCUGUCCCUUAUGGCCAACCCCUCCCACCUGGAGGCUGUGGACCCCGUGGUGCAGGGCAAGACCAAGGCCGAGCAGUUCUACUGCGGAGACACCGAGGGACACAAGGUGAUGUCCAUCCUGAUGCACGGUGAUGCUGCCUUUGCCGGUCAGGGCGUUGUGUACGAGACCUUCCAUCUCAGCGACCUGCCGUCCUACUCCACCCACGGCACGGUGCAUGUGGUCGUCAACAACCAGAUUGGCUUCACCACUGACCCCCGUAUGGCGCGCUCCUCUCCAUACCCCACUGACGUGGCCCGGGUUGUCAAUGCUCCCAUCUUCCACGUGAAUGCUGACGACCCUGAGGCUGUGGUGUACGUGUGCAACGUGGCCGCCGAGUGGAGAGCCACCUUCCACAAGGACGUGGUGGUGGACCUGGUGUGCUACCGGCGGUUGGGACACAACGAGAUGGACGAGCCCAUGUUCACUCAGCCCCUGAUGUACAAGCAGAUCAAGAAGCAGAAGGGAGUGAUGCAGAAGUAUGGCGAGAAACUUAUUGCAGAGGGGGUCGUCACGAGACAGGAAUAUGAGGAGGAGAUUGCAAAGUAUGAUAAGAUCUGUGAGGAGGCACAUGUUCGCUCCAAGGAUGAGAAGAUCCUCCACAUCAAACACUGGCUGGACUCUCCCUGGCCUGGUUUUUUCAACCUGGAUGGCCAGCCCAAGAGCCUGACCUGCCCGUCCACUGGUCUGACUGAGGAGGAGCUGACCCACAUCGGUCAGGUGGCCUCCUCAGUGCCAGUCGAAGACUUCACCAUCCAUGGAGGUCUGAGCCGUAUCCUGAAGGCCCGAGGGGAGAUGAUCAAGAACCGCACGGUGGACUGGGCCCUGGGAGAAUACAUGGCCUUUGGCUCUCUGCUCAAAGAGGGCAUCCACGUUCGCCUCAGCGGCCAGGACGUGGAGAGGGGCACCUUCAGUCACCGACACCAUGUGCUGCACGACCAGAACGUGGACAAGAGAGUUUGCAUCCCCAUGAACCACGUGGCCCCCAACCAGGCCCCCUACACCGUCUGCAACAGCUCCCUGUCGGAGUACGGCGUGCUGGGUUUCGAGCUGGGCUUUGCCAUGGCCAGUCCCAAUGCCCUGGUCCUGUGGGAGGCCCAGUUCGGAGACUUCCACAACACAGCCCAGUGCAUAAUCGACCAGUUCAUUUGCCCUGGCCAAGCCAAGUGGGUCCGCCAGAAUGGCAUAGUCCUGCUGCUGCCCCACGGCAUGGAGGGCAUGGGCCCAGAACACUCCUCUGCUCGUCCAGAGAGGUUUCUCCAGAUGUGCAACGAUGAUCCUGACGUGCUCCCGAGCAUCACAGAAGACUUUGCCAUUCGCCAGCUCCACGACUGCAACUGGAUUGUGGUCAACUGUUCGAACCCUGGCAACUUCUUCCACGUGCUGAGGAGGCAGAUUCUGGCUCCCUUCAGGAAGCCUCUCAUCGUUUUCACCCCCAAAUCCCUGCUGCGCCACCCCGAGGCGAGGUCCAACUUUGACGAGAUGCUGCCAGGCACAGACUUCCAGCGCCUGAUCCCAGAUAAUGGCCCAGUGGCCCAGAACCCAGCCGGGGUGAAGCGCAUCGUUUUCUGCACAGGGAAGGUGUACUACGAACUCACCAAGGAACGCAAGGCCCACGGCAUGGAGGACACGGUCGCCAUUGCUCGCAUGGAGCAGCUGUCCCCCUUCCCCUUCGACCUGGUGAAGGCUGAGAGCGAGAAGUACCCCAAUGCCGACCUGGUGUGGUGCCAAGAGGAGCAUAAGAACCAGGGCUACUAUGACUACGUCAAACCCCGCAUGCGCACCACCAUCGAUCGUGCCAAGCCAGUCUGGUAUGCUGGUCGCCCUCCUGCUGCGGCCCCAGCCACAGGAAACAAGAAGGCCCACCUGGUGGAGCUGAAGAAUUUCCUGGACACUGCCUUCGAUCUGGACGCCUUCAAGGACCAGAUGUAACUCUUUCUUCCCGCUUCCUCUGUCCCAGGAUAAGGGUUAGCCUUCAACCUCCACUGCAACCCAGAGGCCCCUCCUCCUCCGUCCCAUAUGCCCACAUACCCCCUGGACUUGGAGCUUAGAGCAAGCCUACUCUCCUGGUGGGUGUCUCUGUUUCUUGCCCACAAAGGCAACAGUCCUGUUCAUUUAAGUCAUUGCUAUCUUCCCCUACCCAGGCCCUCCCUCAUCGACUCCCCCUGGUCCUGUCUCAGUGUGCCCUAGCCCACCUUCAUCAGACACAUGCCUCAAGACCGCACAUUUAGCAGUAGACAACCAGCCAGCCAGCCAGUCAGGGGUCAGGAAAGAGAACCUUUGUACAGUCAGUGAUCCUUAGCUUGGUUUUUAUUUUCUCUACCUGUAUUUGUCUGGGUAACACUCCACUCACCAACACUAUAACCUUCUUGUGUUGGGUUUUGCUUAAGCCCUCUGUGUGUGUGUGUGUAACCAAAGCACAUUGUUUAUAAAGCUUUAGAUAUUUUUCCGUGUGUUUCAUUCUGUUGCUAUCCUUUUGAAAAGCGUCUCCUUACAUGUUUCAUCGCAGGUCUCCUUACAUAGCCAAAGGACAGGGCAACUGUUGCAACCAGUUUAAGAUAUGUACUGCUGGUAUUUGGCAAAACACACAACGGUUAGUUCAAUGUCAAUGAUCAGACCACAUCAUUUCGAGGAGAACCAGGUGCCCCCCCCCCCUCCUGUUCUCUGCUCUGAGCACACUGCAGGGAUGAACUUGUCUUGGUCUCUACCCCUCUGUCUCUCUUCUCCAGGGCUAUCUAUCUCCUUGGUGAGUGCUACUGACAUCCACCAUCUGCAACUGCUUUACAUUUGUCUGUUUAUUGGUUGUAUGUGUGUUAGGUUUUUUUGCCUUUCAAAUCAACUUUCUCAUUCUUGUAAUGGCUAUUAAAAUAUGAGGUAUUGAAUGCGGGAAAUGGGAAAUAUUUUCACUGUCACAUUGUCUUCAGUGAAAUGCUAGUACAUUUAACAUGACAAAUGCUCUUUUAUCCAUCUUGCACCAUUUCCCACGAAAGAGGCUGAGACUUAGAUAAGGGAAAUUGGAGUGAUGAACCAGUGAGAUGAGUUGGUACCAUAUUUGCAUUUAUAUAUGAGUGUUGAACUGGUCAAAUGAGUUCCAUGUUUGCACUUGUAUAUAAAUCCACAUAGGAGAAGUUUGUAAAGGAUUGUUCAUAUAGCAAUGUCAGGGCAACUUCUGUCUUUAGAUACAUGGCCCCUAGCUCUGUUGUCCUACUGCAGAACAGGGCAAGCAGGUUGGAGCUGAUUUUCCCUUCCCCCUUACAUGUAGUCUUCUAAUGACUCUAGCUAAACACUGAUCUCAUCCAGAUGACAUAAACUAGACCUGGCACCUCUAGAUGUCUCUCAACAAUUCAUGUACUCAUUGUCCUCUUGCAACCCCUGUGCCAAAUUUGUUUUCAAGCAUUUAGCAUUAUUUUGAGGGUGUAUGAAUGAAUUGCCAGAGGAGUCUUUUUAGCUGCAUAGCUAAUUAAAAAAAACAGGACAUCACCUUUUGUUUGGAUGGCUCCACGAGAAAGCAAAUGAUUUAUUUAUUUUCAUAUAGUGGAUUAAGAUUUUUUCCAUUUAAUUAUUUUUGCUUCAUUCAAUAAAGACUAUCUUCCCAAAUCA
Molecule: messenger RNA, 5043 nt
Organism: Oncorhynchus gorbuscha (pink salmon)
Lineage: Eukaryota; Metazoa; Chordata; Actinopteri; Salmoniformes; Salmonidae
Gene: ogdha
Product: oxoglutarate dehydrogenase a
Exons: 24
Coding region: 274-3375 (1033 amino acids)
Biological process (GO): tricarboxylic acid cycle
Cellular component (GO): mitochondrion; oxoglutarate dehydrogenase complex
Molecular function (GO): oxoglutarate dehydrogenase (succinyl-transferring) activity; thiamine pyrophosphate binding
Source: RefSeq, a predicted model, not a curated record